CCGCCGCUGUGCGAGGCUGGAGAUGACGCAGCGAGUUUUGCGAGAUUCAGGACAGCCAGGAGGGCGGGUAGAAUAAUAAAAACAAAUCCGUGCUGAAGAGGAGAGAAGGCGGGAUAUAAAGCCGAGCUGACGCCUUACGUCCACUGACGCGCAGGAACGAGCAAGGCCGUAGGUGGGAAAGCGGUGUGCGGGGCCGGUUACAAGCUAGUGAAGUUUAGCGAGUGUUUGGUGCCCGCCCGCUUCAGUUUUCUUCGCUGUGACGGUGGAUGCGGCUCCCCCGGCUCUGAACAACACGACAAAAGUGGAGUCGCCAAAGAUGCCGCAGCCCAAGUCGCGGAAGAUCGCCAUCCUCGGCUACCGAUCCGUGGGUAAAUCUUCAUUGACCAUACAGUUUGUUGAAGGACAAUUUGUGGAUUCCUAUGACCCAACUAUAGAAAAUACAUUUACUAAACUCAUAUCUGUAAAUGGACAAGAUUACCACCUUCAGCUAGUCGAUACUGCUGGACAAGAUGAAUUUUCCAUAUUCCCUCAGACUUACUCCAUAGACAUUAAUGGAUAUAUACUUGUGUAUUCGGUCACCUCUAUUAAAAGUUUUGAAGUGAUUAAAGUAAUCCAUGAAAAACUGUUGGACAUGGUCGGAAAAGUGCAGGUACCUAUAAUGUUGGUCGGAAAUAAGAAAGACUUGCACAUGGAAAGGGUCAUCAGUUAUGAAGAAGGAAAAGCCGUCGCAGAAUCGUGGCAUGCUGCGUUCUUGGAAUCGUCUGCUAAAGAGAAUCAGACUGCUGUUGAUGUUUUUAAAAGAAUAAUUUUGGAAGCGGAGAAAAUUGAUGGUGGAUGUUCACAAGGGAAGUCGUCCUGCUCCGUAAUGUAAUUCCACUACACAAGCUGCGGACACUGGGAAUAUAUUCUACUUGAAUAAGCAAACUGCCUGUUCUACUUCAAAACUAGGCUUAUCAUGUAACUAUUUCUCUCCCAGGA
Molecule: messenger RNA, 978 nt
Organism: Nanorana parkeri
Lineage: Eukaryota; Metazoa; Chordata; Amphibia; Anura; Dicroglossidae
Gene: RHEB
Product: Ras homolog enriched in brain
Exons: 8
Coding region: 317-871 (184 amino acids)
Biological process (GO): small GTPase-mediated signal transduction
Cellular component (GO): plasma membrane
Molecular function (GO): GDP binding; GTP binding; GTPase activity
Source: RefSeq, a predicted model, not a curated record